AUGAACGAUCAUCGUCUGUUAGACUUGGAUAAUGUUUUACAAAGAGUUCAUGAAAUUAAUGGAUACACGAUUAAAAUAUCUGCUGAAGAUAGUCCCAUAAAACCAGUUCCCAAGAGACGAACUAAAAAGACUCAAGAUGCCAUGCACAAAGACGAUACAAAAGACUUUCAGAGUCAACAAGACGUUGAAAUGGCUCAUCUGGGUAAAGUUCGAACAGUGAUAGUUAAUGGCCUUUGGAAAGAGACAUCAAAUGAAGCCUUGACAAUGUUCUUUGAAAGUGGCAGAAGAUCCGGUGGAGGAAAAAUAGAAAAGCUGGAGAGAAAUGAACCGGACGUUGCUCAUAUCACCUUUGUCAGUCACGAAGUUGCAGCACAAGUAUUAAAGCAGAAUAAACUGGAACUGGAUGGGUAUCUUUUGCAACUCAAAGAAAAGGAACCGGAAUUAAUCCUUCCUCUGGACAGAAAUAAGUUAAAGUUUGUCUAA
Molecule: messenger RNA, 483 nt
Organism: Dendronephthya gigantea
Lineage: Eukaryota; Metazoa; Cnidaria; Anthozoa; Malacalcyonacea; Nephtheidae
Exons: 5
Coding region: 1-483 (160 amino acids)
Molecular function (GO): nucleic acid binding
Source: RefSeq, a predicted model, not a curated record